AUGGAAAACGAACCAUCUAGUGAUAAUCGUGAUUCGAAUGAGCAAGAUAUUCGACGACGAUUACACGAGCGACCACGCAACGCAUCGUCGGGUGAUAUCGAUACACAACCGACAUUUCUAAGGAGUAGAUCUGAUUCGUCCAAAACAAAUUUACGUGAUAAAACCGAUGAAUUAGCCGAUUCAGUUUUCGAAGUACCAACAAAAUGUGUUGAGCAAGCCAAAGAAGUUGGCAAACGUGUUGUUGAAUAUGUCGUUGAUCAUGCUCUUCUUCCACAUUGGUUGGUGGAUAAUGAAUUUUUACUUUCUGGACAUCGACCACCAAUGCCAAGUGUUAAACAAUGUUUUGCAUCAAUAUUUCGUCUACAUACUGAAACAGUUAAUAUUUGGACUCAUCUAUUGGGUACACUGUUUUUUAUAUGCAUAACUGUUUAUUAUAUUACACAACCAGCCAAUGAAGUUCACAUAGAGAGAAAAAUUGUAUUUUGUGCCUUUUUUCUCGGUGCCAUUAUUUGUUUACUCUUUUCAACAUUAUACCAUACAUUGUCGUGUCAUUCACCGCAAUUUGCAUACAUUUUUAACAAACUUGACUAUUGUGGAAUAUCGGUCUUGAUUAUUUCUUCAUUUAUUCCUUGGAUCUACUAUGCAUUCUACUGUGAAUUUGGAACAAAAAUAGCGUAUUUAUCAGUCACUACAAUAUUAGGCACCGGAUGUAUUAUCGUUUCAAUGUGGGAUAAAUUUGCCUCACCUGCAUAUCGUCCAUAUCGAGCUCUUCUCUUCAUUGCAUUUGGCCUUUUCGGUUUUAUUCCAACAAUGCACUAUGGAUUACUAUUCGGUUUUAGACAUGCUUUUACAACUGGUGCUGCUCAAUGGUUGGCACUAAUGGCCGUUCUUUAUAUUACGGGUGCUUCUCUCUAUGCUGCGCGAAUACCUGAACGAUUGGCUCCAGGUUACUUUGAUAUAUGGUUUCAAAGUCAUCAAAUCUUUCAUGUGUUUGUCGUGGCUGCUGCUUGUGUUCAUUAUUAUGGCAUUUGUAUACUAUCACGUCAUCAAGAUAGUAUCGGAGAUUGUCAUGCAAGUGUAAUAUCACCGAGUAGUAGUGUAUUGACGUCGUUCUUUCGCUAA
This is a messenger RNA of Didymodactylos carnosus, 1122 nucleotides long. Lineage: Eukaryota; Metazoa; Rotifera; Eurotatoria; Philodinida; Philodinidae. The record is from the annotation of a GenBank genome assembly.